Messenger RNA from Coregonus sp. 'balchen', 7465 nucleotides. The record is from the annotation of a GenBank genome assembly. NCBI's taxonomy places the organism in Eukaryota, Metazoa, Chordata, Actinopteri, Salmoniformes, Salmonidae.
AAACAGGAAGCGGUUAGCAUCCCGUUAGCGGCUGAACACAGAAUCAAGAGCAAUAACGUUACAUUUGCCCGUGAAAUGGCGUUUGUUUUUAUUUUGGGAACAGUUCAGUGAGGUACAUCUACACUUAGGUAAGAAGCAAGAGCAAAUACAGUCUUGGAGAAUCCCAUCGAACUAGCUAGCUAACUAAUGUAAAAGCAAGUUGCCCCUGUUAACUAAGCGUUAGCUACGCUGGCUGCUGUUAACGUUAUUAAAGAGCUAGUAUGCUAACGUUAGCCAUUUUUCUUUGUUAAUUGGCUGGCUAACAAGCUGAAAUAUGUACCGGACUGCGUGUCAAUUUCCUAUUUCCUUUGCAAGCCUGUGUGUCUAGCUAACUAUUGAUUUAACUAGGUACCUAGCGAACUAACGUUAACGACCAACUAGCUAGCUAGCUAACUAACGAGCUGGUUGAUAGCUAUUGCAAAGAGUGACCCUGGCCUGCUGUGUGCAGGUGAGGUGUACACUGUUCCGUUACUACGCAACGCGACACCGGGUAGCAAGUUAACUUAGCUAGCUAACUAAACUCAUUCACUCUUUGACUUUGCAUAUAACGCUGCAGAAACCUGACAACCAACUUAUUUUCUAGCAAAGACGCUUGUAAUGAUAUAAAAUAUUGGCGUGUCUUGAUGCUGUGGUAAGUUAGCCAGUGCUAGUAAUUGAACUACGCUGGUGAUGUGUUAGCUGGCUAGCUAGUUCACUUGACUUGCUAAUUAGCUUUAACGUUAGCUAAAGUGACGUUAUUCUCCUUAUCUUACUUAGAUAAUGUCUCUCUGUACCAUUCAGAUGUUAAUUUGUGGGAACUUGAAUUGAAUGCUGACCACAACAACAAGAUCUGCAGUGCAUCGCUUUUCUGACCGGGGUCGAAUGAACAUCCAUGGUCUGUGCUGCAGCUGUUGAGGUGCCAACGCCACGAGUUCCCUGACAGAAGAACAAAAACAUCCACAGACAAACGGGUAUGUUAUGGUACCCUAACAACGUUAUAUACACAAAGCCGAAGUUGAUAGCCAAUAUAAAUGGUCAGAUAUACAUUUUCUGUGCCCAUCGAGACUUGGGUCCAAGCCUCUCAGUGUAGUAGUGCUGAUCUAGGUUGAGGUCCAUGCUGUCCAUGUAAUCUCAUUCAUUGUGAUCUAAAAGGCUGAUCCAAGAUCACCACUUCUACUCUGAGAUGGUGUGAUGUCAAGUGGCUAUUGGUGAAGUCUUCAUUCAUCUAGCUAGGGAUGUGUGUCUCUGUGAUUCUAGUUUUCCCGACCCAGGCGGUUGCCAUGCACCUGUAAGCCGCUUCCUGUCAGCCAGCCAGCCACCCAGGCCCAGCCACAGCGCUCCGGUGACGGUCGGUGGUCCUCUCCGGUCCAGUGGGUCCCCAUGGAGCCCAGUGAUGACGUGGCGCUGGAUAUCAUUAUCACCAACGUGGUGGCUGUAUUCAGGACACGCUGCCACCUCAACCUGCGCACCAUCGCUCUGGAGGGGGUCAACGUCAUCUAUAAACCUGAAUAUGGGGUAAGGACGGAUACAUAAUGGGUGCACUGGCGGCCAUUUUGAGUGUACCCAUAGGAGCUAGUUUUAAAAAAUACAGGUUAAGACAACAGGAUUCUAAUAUCCCAUAACUCUUUGCAACAAUGGAACUAGCGUUGCUAGUUAGCAACGGCACAAGCACUUGUCAUGAAUUUGCUUAUUUUCGAACACUUCCGCAUGGAAUUAUUACAGUCUUAACCUGUAUUUCUUAACAUAGUUUAGGAGCAAAGCAGGAAGUAAAAUCAGAAAGUGUACCCCUCAAUCGGUUCUGUAAUUUGUUGAAUCAACUCAAUUGACAUUACAAAAAAAUGCAAUCAAUUGCAUGAGCCACAUCAGUUAGCAUCAUUUGAAUGAAAAUUCCACAUUACCAUGGAAAUGAUUGCACCACAAUACCAUGCAGCCAUUGUGAGUGCAGCCAUUAGUUUACCAGUCAAAUUGCCAGGGUUAGAGGUUCCAAGCCCAUUCUAUUUCUAUGGUGAGGACACCACCUGGGACCUGUUAUCUUGUUUUACCUUUCCACUAGCUUUUCCUUUAUUCCUCUCAAGGUUUCUAGAGUUUUGUGAUCUCGAGGAAACCUGGGGCGUUACUUUGAGGAAACCUGGGGCGUUACUUUGAGGAAACCUGGGGCGUUACUUUGAGGAAACCUGGGGCGUUACUUUGAGGAAACCUGGGGCGUUACUUUGAGGAAACCUGGGGCGUUACUUUGAGGAAACCUGGGGCGUUACUUUGAGGAAACCUGGGGUGUUACUUUGAGGAAACCUGGGGCGUUACUUUGAGGAAACCUGGGGCGUUACUUUGAGGAAACCUGGGGCGUUACUUUGAGGAAACCUGGGGCGUUACUUUGAGGAAACCUGGGGCGUUACUUUGAGGAAACCUGGGGCGUAAUGGAUCUACAUACUGCUUUGAGCAGAUGAAUUUUUGGAACGGGCCGUAUAUAAACACGACUCUCCGUCGUUCUGUUUGCGUAGAGUAUGCAGAGCCCUUUAGCUGCUCUGUGACUAAGAACUGUGUAAGAAGUGUGUGUAUUGUAUAAUACUAUCCUGUGUGUGUGUGUGACAUCCAGAAAGUUCUGAUGAAGCUCCGUAAACCCAGGAUCACCGCCUCCAUCUGGUCCUCAGGGAAGAUCAUCUGUACUGGAGCCACCAGGUACACACACACACACACACACACACACACACACACACACACAUUACACACACACACCACACACACAUUACACACACACACACAUUACACACACACACACACACCACACACACAUUACACCGCACACACACCACGAUACACAAACACACAACGCACCGGAGCUACCAAGUACUCACACACACACUGAUCUGUGUCACUGAUGUGUCUCUGUUUCUCUCCUGUGUGUCCCCAGUGAGGAUGAGGCUAAGCAGGGAGCCCGGAGGUUAGCCCGCACCCUGCAGAAACUGGGCUUCAAGGUACGAGAUAACACACUCCUCUUCAUGGUCCCCUAACCAGACCUACUGCACUAACUUGUACAUGACCCGUGUGGUUUAGUUGGUACAGCAUGGCACUCGCAAUGCCAGGGUUGUGGGUUUGAUUCCCACAGGGGACCAGUACGGGGGGCAGAAAAGACCAUCUGCUAAAUGACUCAAAUAUAUAGUAUAGUAUACAACCAUCUAAGUCAGAAAACAGCAUUAACGUGACGGGAAUCGAUUCCUUAUGAAAGAGUUGAUUACGGUUCCCACAUCCUUAAGGAAUUGGGAAUCAACUAUUUUUGCAAUCCGAGCCCUAACUACCGCCCACCACAAACUUUAACGUGCACGUGACUCUGUGUGUAACUCUGUGUGUGUGUGUGUGUGACUCUCUGUGUGUGUGUGUGACUCUCUGUGUGUGUGUGUAACUCUCUGUGUGUGUGACUCUGUGUGUGUGACUCUGUGUGUGUGUGUGUGUGUGAGACUCUGUGUGUGUGUGUGUGACUCUGUGUGUGUGUGUGUGUGACUGUGUGUAACUCUGUGUGUGUGACUCUGUGUGUGUGUGUGUAACUCUGUGUGUGUGACUCUGUGUGUGUGUGUGUGUGAGACUCUGUGUGUGUGUGUGUGUGUGACUCUGUGUGUGUGACUGUGUGUAACUCUGUGUGUGUGACUCUGUGUGUGUGUGUGUAACUCUGUGUGUGUGACUCUGUGUGUGACUCUGUGUGUGACUCUGUGUGUGUGUGUGUGUGAGACUCUCUGUGUGUGUGUGUGACUCUGUGUCUGUGUGAGACUCUCUGUGUGUGUGUGUGUAACUCUGUGUGUGACUCUGUGUGUGUGUGUGUGUGUGUGUGUAGGUGAGGUUCUCAGAGUUCAAGGUGGUGAACGUGCUGGCAGUGUGCUCCAUGCCCUUCGCCAUCCGACUCAUCGAUUUCACCAAGAACAACCGGCCCAUCGCCAGGUAACACACUCACACACUGUCACCGCGACAACCAUUGCCAAACGUUGCCACAGAUCUCCACGCUCAACACAGCAGUGUGUUACCGUAUGGGUGAGGCCUUUCUAUAGUAAGGCCUGUAAGGGGUGUUUCCAGCCAGAACGACCCAUAGGGCCAGGAGCGGUAGGGUGAGGCAGCUUAAUGUACAGGACACCCCCUGGACAGGACACUAGUCUAUCUCCUGUUUCUGUAGUGAGACAGCUCGAUGUACCAGUACACCCCCUGGACAGGACACUGGUCUAUCUCCUGUUUCUGUAGUGAGACAGCUUGAUGUACAGUACACCCCCUGGACAGGACACUAGUCCAUCUCCUGUUUCUGUAGUGAGGCAGCUUGAUGUACCAGGACACCCCCUGGACAGGACACUAGUCUAUCUCCUGUUUCUGUAGUGAGACAGCUUGAUGUACAGGACACCCCCUGGACAGGACACUAGUCUAUCUCCUGUUUCUGUAGUGAGACAGCUUGAUGUACAGGACACCCCCUGGACAGGACACUAGUCUAUCUCCUGUUUCUGUAGUGAGACAGCUUGAUGUACCAGUACACCCCCUGGACAGGACACUAGUCUAUCUCCUGUUUCUGUAGUGAGACAGCUUGAUGUACAGGACACCCCCUGGACAGGACACUAGUCUAUCUCCUGUUUCUGUAGUGAGGCAGCUUGAUGUACAGUACACCCCCUGGACAGGACACUAGUCUAUCUCCUGUUUCUGUAGUGAGACAGCUUGAUGUACAGGACACCCCCUGGACAGGACACUAGUCUGUCUCCUGUUUCUGUAGUGAGACAGCUUGAUGUACCAGUACACCCCCUGGACAGGACACUAGUCUAUCUCCUGUUUCUGUAGUGAGACAGCUCGAUGUACAAGCACACCCCCUGGACGCUAGUCAAGAAUCGAUGGUAUAUCUUUAAUUGAAAUGCUCGUUGAACAGCAGUGAAUGUCAGAUUGUACCAUAAGUCUAAGCGGACAGUUGGCCCCGAAAUCAAUGUUUUAGGGUGGGCCAAACUGGCACAUUGAUUUUAAAUGCUUUCUCAAUGGGAGUGAAUGACACGUCCAUACCCUUACAAUUUCCAUCCAUUUUCACUCCAUUAGCCACUACUCACCAAAACACUGUGGAUGGAAACGUGGUUACUGACAGUCACUCAAUUAGCCCAUGUCGGCUAAUAUUUUUUAGAUUGGUAAGUUAGUCUAGCCAGCUCUCUAAACUUGUAGAAAUCAUUUACAUUUUAGUCAUUUAGCAGACGCUCUUAUCCAGAGCUACUUAGUUAGUGAGUGCAUACAUUGGGAGGACCUCUAGUGGCCAAGCCGGGUUACUGCUCCCUCCACAACAUGGCUUCACAUGGCAAGUGCAUCAAAUCAAAUGUUAUUUGUCACCUGCCCCGAAUACAGCAGGUGUAGACCUAACUGUGAAAUGCUUACUUACAAGCCCUUAACCAACAAUGCAGUUUUAAGUAAAAUAAGAGUUAAGAAAAAUAUUUACUAAAUAAACUAAAGUUAAAAAUAAAUAAUAAAGUUGUCCCCCUGUAGCUCAGUUGGUAGAGCAUGGCGCUUGCAACGCCAGGGUUGUGGGUUCGUUUCCCACGGGGGGGGGGGGGGGGGGGGCAGUAUGAAAAUGUAUACACUCACUAACUGUAAGUGGCUCUGGAUAAGAGCGUCUGCUAAAUGACUAAAAUGUUAUUUUGUAUUAUGACUUGUUAAGAACAUCUUUACUCCUGAACAUAUUUAUUCUGGCCAUAACAAAAGGGUUGGAUACUUAUUGACUCAAGACAUUUCACCUUUUCAUGUUUUAUUAAUGAAUGACAUUAUAGGGUAUUGUGUGUAGGACAGUGAUACAAAAUCUCAAUUUAAUCCAUUUUAAAUUCAGGCUGUAAAACAACAACAUGUGGAAAAGUCCAAGGGUGUGAAUACUUUCUGAAGGCACUGUAUAUCUAAAUAGUGCUCUGUGUGUGUGUGUGGUGUGUGUGUGUGUGUGUGUGUGUGUGGUGUGUGUGUGUAGCUAUGAGCCGGAACUCCAUCCCGCUGCCACCUACAGGAUCAAAACCCUCAAGGCCACCGUCCAAGUUUUCUCCACUGGCAGCCUUACCAUCACAACACACACCGUACAACACACACACACACACACCGUACAACACACACACCGUUACAACACACACACAAACAACAACACACAUACACACACACGUCACACACACACACACACCGUCAACAACACACAAACACACCACACCGUUACACACACAACAACACGUUAAAGUACAACAUACACACAACACACAACAAACCGUCAUUACAACACAUACACACACACAACACCACCGUUACACACACCACACACACAACCACACACACCGUUACACACCCACACAACCGUUACACACACACACACACACACACACCGUUACACACACACACAACACACCGUUACACACACACACACACACCGUUACACACACACACACCACACCACACACCGUUACACACACACACACACACCGUCACACACACACACACAAACACACACACACCGUACACACACACACACACACCGUUACACACACACCACCUUUACAACACACACCGUUUACCAACACACACACCCACAACCACUGUUACACACACACAACACACCGUUACAACACACGAACACACCGUUACACACACACAAACAAAACCGUCACACACACACACACCGUCACACACACACACAAAUAUAAUAAUAAAAUAUGCCAUUUAGCAGACGCUUUAUCCAAGCGACUUACAUCAUGCGUGCAUACAUUUUGUGUAUGGGUGGUCCCGGGUUCGAACCCACUACCUUGGCGUUACAAGCGCCGUGCUCUACCAGCUGAGCUACAGAGGACCACACAACACACACCAACACGUCACACACACACACCGUUACACACACACACACACCGUUACACACACACACACACCGUCACACACACUUUACUUUUACAUCUUGUCACUUCUGUGGAAACUUGAAAGCUGUGUCCAGCCGCACCCAAACACCAUGUUGUCAUAUGACUUAACUGUGUUUUCUGUCUGUGUGUCCCUCUCAGGACCGAACGUGCAGACUGUAGCCACGGCCGUAGAACACAUCUACCCCAUGCUGUCAGAGUGUCAGAAACCUCUCCGAAAAUAACACACAGACAAGGGGAAAAAAAGAUCAACAAAAUAGAGAAAGAAAGACAGAGAAAGAAAGAAAGGCAAAAAAAAAGCACCUUAUCCAUUGGAUGCGAUUGUAUUGUCCUCAACUUUUAUCUGCCUGGCAACAGUCUGGGCUUUUGUCCCGAUUUGGCUGGAUUUGACCUGGAUUUUAUUAUUUGUUUUAACUUGAGGUCCCCAGGAAGUCAGAAAGGCAGCUUCCGUCCUCCUACUGUCCGAUGACCUGUUGUCUUGGUGACAGCUACGCCCUCUGAACUUUGACCAUGGGAUGACCUUACAGUAUGACCUCUAACCUUUCAGCUUUAGCAGCCAGCCAGCCAGCCAGCCA